CUCUCUUAAAUUAAACAUAAAACAAAAGAAUUCCAGCUCCGUAUCUCUCUCAAAUGUUAUGAUGUUUAGAGAAGCAAAACUUGUGGUGUUAGCGCUCUUCCACACUUUCUUGCUUGCAAUUUGUGCUGCUAAUGGAAACCAGACAUGCCGGCCCUCUUCUUGUGGAGAGAUUCAAAACAUCAGCAAGCCUUUCCGAUUGAAAGGUGAUCCGUCCUGGUGUGGUGAUCCUCACUAUGAAUUGGUCUGCGAAAACAAUCGUACUAUGGUAAACGUGGACCUUGGGAAAUACUAUGUUGCUGAUAUCAACUACGAUAACUAUACCUUUCGGGUAGUGGAUCCUGGGGUGAAAAAGGGCAACUGUUUCUCAACUCCUCUCUAUUCCUUGUCAUAUUACAGCUUUGAGUCAUAUGAUAUACUGGGAGUGAGCAAUACAACGGUUUUGAUGAACUGCGAGCAGCCAAUAAGUGAUAGCAACUAUAUUCCUAUCACUCCUUGCAACAGUAGCAAUGUGACUUCAUCUUCCUCACAAGCACAUGUUUAUGCACUAGUCGGAGGAGAACUGCGGGUGAAUGAUAUUAAGUAUUCAUGCACCAUCCUCAGGACUACUAUCACUCAAUUCUUGAAGCCUGGCAAUCUUUCAAUGUCAGAUUUGCAAGAAGUGCUGCUUCUGGGGCUUGAUUUUUCGUUCUUGCGCUUGCGUUGCGAAAACGAAUGCGAUGUGAAAGGGCUAGACUGCGAUGCAGAUUUCACCAAGAAUACUGUAAAAUGCGGCGACUCCUGGAAUUGGUUCUCUGCAUGUUUGCAAUAUUUAAGGGAUUGGAGGGCCUUGUCAAUCAAAGGGUACUCUUUUGGGUAUUGGUUCUCUGACUAUUUGGAAUCUUUAGCGGAUCCGAGGACCUUUUCAAUCAAAGGCUUGAGAGAAUAUGAUGAUCAGUAUUAUCAUGAAUCUGCACUUUACGCUGGUUGGUUAAUGAGAUGCAUAGCCAUGAUCAUCAUCAUCGGGAGGACUGCACUUGGCAUAUUGUGUCUGCUUGUCUAUUUAAUCUACAAGUUUCGACGAAGACACUUAUCAUUGGAUGAUGGCAUUGAAGAAUUUUUACAUAGCCAUAAAAAUCUUCAGCCGAUCAAAUACUCAUAUUCAGAGCUAAAAAAGAUGACUCAUAAUUUUAAGAAUAAAUUAGGUCAAGGAGGUUUUGGCUCUGUGUACAAAGGAAAACUCCGAAGUGGACGCAUUGUGGCUGUAAAAAUGUUAGUUAUGUCAAAAGCUAAUGGGCAAGAUUUCAUCAAUGAAGUUGCUACAAUCGGAAGGAUUCAUCAUGUUAAUGUGGUGAGACUUGUUGGAUUUUGUAUACAGGGAUCAAAAUGGGCUCUUGUAUAUGACUUCAUGCCCAAUGGAUCUCUUGAUAAGUUUGUUUUUCUUGACCAAGGAAACAACAUUCCUUUGAGUUGGGAAAGAUUAUACAAGAUUGCACUUGGAGUGGCAUGUGGGAUUGAAUACUUACAUCAAGGAUGUGACAUGCAAAUUCUCCAUUUUGAUAUCAAGCCACACAACAUUCUUCUUGAUGAAGACUUCACACCAAAAGUUUCAGAUUUUGGUCUUGCAAAAUUAUAUUCAAUAGAUGACAGUAUUGUAUCCAUCACUGCUGCUAGAGGAACCUUGGGCUACAUUGCUCCCGAAUUGUUCUACAAAAACCUUGGAGGUGUAUCAUUUAAGGCAGAUGUUUAUAGUUUUGGAAUGUUGUUAUUGGAAAUGGUAGGGAAAAGAAAGAAUGUGAAUGCAUUUGCAGAACAUUCUAGUCAAAUAUAUUUCCCAUCAUGGAUUUAUAAUAGAUAUGAUCAAGGAGAGGACAUGGAAAUGGGAGAUGCCACUGAGGAUGAAAAAAAGUAUGUAAGGAAAAUGGUGAUAGUUGCGCUAUGGUGUAUACAAAUGAAGCCCGUGGAUCGUCCUUCAAUGAGCAAAACAUUGGAGAUGCUUGAAGGAGAGGUUGAACUCUUGAAAAUGCCUCCUAAGCCAACUCUAUGGUCUAUCGAGAAUCAUGAGCAAUCCAUGGUAGAGGUACCAAUUUCAUCAUCCAACUCCAUGGGUACAAUCAGCUUAAAUGGAAGGUAGUCCUACUCCAUCCAGUUGCUUAUUUUGUAAUCCAAUAAUAAAGUGUGAUUGUGUUUUAUGUGUAAGAAUUCUAUGAGAUCAGUGUAUGUAAUAAAAUAAAGUUUCUUCUUCAAACAGUAGUUUGGUUUCUUGUAAGUAAGGUUAUGUACAAGUA
Messenger RNA from Vitis riparia (riverbank grape), 2264 nucleotides. RefSeq names its product rust resistance kinase Lr10-like. Gene Ontology annotation, molecular function: polysaccharide binding; ATP binding; protein kinase activity. NCBI's taxonomy places the organism in Eukaryota, Viridiplantae, Streptophyta, Magnoliopsida, Vitales, Vitaceae. The record is from RefSeq and is a predicted model, not a curated record. The transcript has 8 exons. The coding region runs from base 59 to 2110 and encodes 683 amino acids. Gene Ontology annotation, biological process: protein phosphorylation.